Messenger RNA from Fulmarus glacialis (Northern fulmar), 1128 nucleotides. Its product is annotated as carbonic anhydrase 13-like. The record is from RefSeq and is a predicted model, not a curated record. The coding region runs from base 1 to 1128 and encodes 375 amino acids. Lineage: Eukaryota; Metazoa; Chordata; Aves; Procellariiformes; Procellariidae. Gene Ontology annotation, molecular function: carbonate dehydratase activity; zinc ion binding. Gene Ontology annotation, cellular component: cytoplasm. The transcript is spliced from 7 exons.
AUGUUGCCGAGGGUUUGCAACGUGAGACCGAGCAGAUUUUUGUCUCGAAGUGAUGCAAGGCUGGCUGCUGAGAGAGGUGUUUCAUGCGCGCAGCAUCGCCUGCCAGGAUCGGGUCGGGGGUUGGUUCUGAGUUGGAAAAAGUGGUCUGUCUCGUUCCCUGAAGGGAUUUCGUUUGCUCGUCUAGUUAAUCAGUUGCGUGUACGUAUCGAGUAUUUAUUAGACCGUCGGACUGAUCAGAGCUGCUGUAUCGGCAGGGGCUUUUUGACUCCGGCUAUGUUCUGCUUCUGUUAUACGGAUGCAAACAAGAACAGUUCAAGGAGUCUUCUUUCACACAAAGCAGGGCGCUGCCAUCAAUUUAGGCUUCUCCUCCAAUGCAUUGCAGGGCCUGCCCACUGGAAGGAGGUUUUUCCUGUCGCUAAUGGAGACCGUCAGUCACCCAUCGACAUCAAAACUGAGGAAACCAAGUAUGAUCCCUCUCUCCGUCCUCUAAAUCCCAGUUACGAUCCGGCUUCUGCUAAAAUCAUCCUUAACAACGGGCACUCCACCAGUGUUGAAUUUGAUGAUACCGUCAACAAAUCAGUGCUGACCGGGGGGCCGCUCAGCGGGACCUACAGGCUGCGUCAGAUUCACUUCCAUUGGGGCUCCAACGACGAUGCCGGCUCCGAGCACGCGGUGGAUGGGAUGAAGUACGCGGCAGAGCUUCAUGUGGUCCACUGGAACUCAGAAAAGUAUUCCAGUUUUGUUGAGGCAGCUCGUCAGUCAGAUGGAUUGGCAGUCAUGGCUGUAUUUCUGAAGAUUGGUGAAUGCAACCCUCAGCUGAAGAAGAUUACUGACCGCUUGGACACCAUCAGAAUCAAGGGUAAAAGAGCACUAUUCACAAACUUCGAUCCUAGCUGUCUGCUUCCCAAAUCCCUGGACUACUGGACUUACUUUGGUUCUCUCACUGUUCCACCUCUUCUUGAAAGUGUUAUCUGGAUUGUUCUGAGAGAACCCAUAAGUGUUUGUUCUGAACAGCUAGCCAAAUUCCGCAGCCUCCUGAGCACUGCUGAGGAUGAGGUCGCCUGCUGCUUGCUGAGAAACUACCGGCCUCCCCAGCCUUUAAAGGGACGAGAAGUCAGAAGGAAUUAA